UUGACUCGGGAGGCGGACUUGGGGCAGGCGGUCACGUUUUACACUAUGUGACAGCGGCGACCGGCGCGGCGCAGGCAGCGGCUCAAGGGAACCAGCUGCUGUGGGUGGCGGCGGCGAUCGGGCCGGACAGACGGACCGACGGGCCGACUGAGGGGCCGACAGACGCGCUGGCCAGACGCGGCGGCGCUUCUCCAGCACGAGCGGAUACGCGGAGUUUCCCCCCAGCCGCAGCAACCCCACCAGGGAGCCCAUGGAGCCCGGGCCAGGCCUGGCCUCUCUGCAGGAGGACGUGGACAUGGGCAGCGGCUCAAGUGGAAAUGAAGCCCCCGAGAGCUGCUCCACGGGGCAGGACUCGCAGGGCAGUGACUGCGACGACCACGGGAAGGAGCUGGGGAUGCUGGUGGAGCCACCCGACCCCCAGAGUGCCUUUAGCCUGAUGAUGACUGAGCCUGAGCCCAACCUCUCUACGAGCGGCUGCAGCAGCGAGCAAUCUGCUAAAGCAGACACCCACAAAGAGCUGAUAAAAACUCUGAGGGAGCUGAAGGUCCACCUCCCUGCGGACAAGAAGCCCAAGGGCAAGGCCAGCACGCUGGCCACCCUGAAGUACGCCCUGCACAGCGUGAAGCAGGUGAAAGCUAACGAGGAGUACUACCAGCUGCUGAUGUCCAGCGAGAGCCAGCCCUGCGGCCUGGACGUGCCCUCCUACACCGUGGCGCAGGUGGAGGCCGUCACCUCCGAGUACAUGGGGAAGAAUGCGGACAUGUUUGCUGCGGCUGUGUCCCUGGCCACGGGGAAGAUCCUCUACAUCUCUAGCCAAGUGGCAUCCAUCUUUCACUGUAAGCGAGACGCCCUUAGUGAUGCCAAGUUCGUGGAGUUCCUGGCGCCCCACGACGUCAGCGUGUUCCACAGCUUCACCACCCCCUACAAGCUUCCGGCCUGGGGCGUGUGCGGUGGCAUAGAUUCCUUCGCUCAGGAAUGCAUGGAGGAGAAGUCUUUCUUCUGCCGUGUGAGUGUCGGGAAGAACCACGAGAAUGAGGUCUGCUACCAGCCGUUCCGCAUGACACCCUACCUGGUCAAGGUGCAGGAGCCGCUGGGGGCCGAGAGCCAGCUGUGUUGCCUGCUGCUGGCGGAGAAGGUGCACUCCGGCUACGAGGCCCCUCGAAUUCCUCCAGAGAAGAGAAUUUUCACAACUACACACACGCCGAAUUGUUUGUUCCAGGAUGUGGAUGAAAGGGCAGUCCCCCUCCUGGGCUACCUACCUCAGGACCUGAUUGAGACGCCCGUGCUCGUGCAGCUGCACCCCAGCGACAGGCCCUUGAUGCUGGCCAUCCACAGAAAGAUCCUGCAGUCCAGUGGGCAGCCUUUUGACUAUUCUCCUAUCCGGUUCCGUGCCCGGAACGGGGAGUACAUCACCCUGGACACCAGCUGGUCUAGCUUCGUCAACCCCUGGAGCCGGAAGAUCUCCUUCAUCAUCGGGAGGCACAAAGUCAGGGUGGCCCCUUUGAACGAGGACGUGUUCGCGGCGCCCCCCUGUGUGGAGGAGAAGGCCCUGCACCCCAGCGUCCAGGAGCUCACAGAGCAGAUCCACCGGCUGCUGCUGCAGCCCGUGCCCCACAGCGGCUCCAGUGGCUAUGGGAGCCUGGGCAGCAAUGGGUCCCACGAGCACCUCAUGAGCCAGACUUCGUCCAGUGACAGCAACGGCCACGAGGAGUCCCACCGCCGCAGAGCCGACAUUUGUAAAAAUGGUAACAAGACCAAAACCAAAAGUCAAUUUGCCCAUGAACUUGGAAAACAAAAGAGAAAACCUAUUACAGAAAUGCAAAGUGGUGCCCUGGCUCAGGUGAAGGCUGUGCCUGUCACGGUAAACGACAGCUCAGGGGCCAGCUUGCCCAAGUCCAGCUUCCCCGAGGAGCUGGCCUGCAAGGACCAGCCCACCUGCUCCUACCAGCAGAUCAGCUGCCUGGACAGUGUCAUCAGGUACUUGGAGAGCUGCAAUGAGGCCGCCACCCUGAAGAGGAAGUGCGAGUUCCCUGCAAACAUCCCGUCCCGAAAGGCCACAGUCAGCCGCGGGCUGCACGCCGGAGAGGCCGCGUCACCCUCCAAGGUGAGCAGCCACGCAGAAGUGAGCGCCCACCUGAGCUCACUGGCGCUGCCCAGCAAGGCUGAAAGCGUGGUGUCCCUCACCAGCCAGUGCAGUUACAGCAGCACCAUCGUCCAUGUUGGGGACAAAAAGCCACAGCCGGAGUUAGAAACAGUGGAGGACGCCGCCAGCGGGCCUGAGUCCCUGGACUUCCUGCCGGGCGGCCCCAGCCAGGAGAAGGGGCCCCUGCAGAAGCUGGGCCUCACCAAGGAGGUGCUGGCCUCGCACACCCAGAAGGAGGAGCAGAGCUUCCUGCAGAAGUUCCGGGAGGAACGGCGGCUGGGCGUCCUGCAGGCCCACUGCCAGCACUACCUUCAGGAGAGAUCCAGGGGACAGUCGAGCAAGUGUGUGGCUCCUGGACUAAGAAAUGCUUCUGGAAUGGAUUCAUCUUGGAAAAAAACUAGCAAAAAUAGAAAACUGAAGUCCAAACGGGCAAAACCUCGGGACUCCUCUGAGAGCACGGGGUCUGGGGGGCCCCCGCCCCACCGACCCUCCUUCGUGGGCCUGAAUGCCACUGCCUGGUCACCCUCGGACACGUCUCAGUCCAGCUGCCCCACGCUGCCCUUCCCUGCCCCUGUGGCCUCUUACUCCCUGCCCGUGUUCCCAGCACCAGGAAUAGUGUCGGCGCCAGGGGCCGUGGCACCACCACCAGCCGUGCCUCAUGCCAGUUUUGCGGUGCCCGCCGUGGCCAUGGGCACCCAGCCCGAGUUUGCAAUGCAGCCCCUGCCUUUCACUGCCCCCGUGGCCCCUGUCAUGGCCUUCGUGCUCCCCAGCUACCCCUUCCCGGCCACUUCGAGCCUGCCCCAGGCCAUCUUUCCAGGCCAGCCCACACCUGCCUCCGAGAUGGCCCCUGCCUCCCAGCCUGAGUUCCCCAGUCGGACCUCACUCCCCCAGCAGCUGUGCUCCCGCCCGGCCAAUCCUGCCACCCCACUGUCAGUCACGGUGGCCACAGGCAGGGCAUCUCCGCCCCUCUUCCAGUCCCGAGGCAGCUCGCCCCUGCAGCUCAACCUGCUGCAGCUGGAGGAGGCACCUGAGGGCAGCACGGGGGCCACGGGGACAGUGACAGCUGGGCCGGACUGCACACCUGCUCGAGACCGGCAGCCCAAGGCGCCUCCAACACACGACGAACCCUCAGACGCUCAGAACAGCGACGCCCUGUCCGCAUCCAGCGAUCUGCUCAACCUCCUGCUGAACGAGGACCUCUGCUCAGCCACCGGGUCAGCCCUGUCUGGGAGCGGGGCCUCUGCCACCUCGGAUUCCCUGGGCUCCAGCUCACUGGGCUGUGACGCGUCCCGAAGUGGGGCAGGCAGCAGUGACACGAGUCAUACCAGCAAAUACUUCGGAAGCAUUGACUCCUCAGAGAAUAACCACAAAGCAAAACUGAACACAGACAUGGAGGAGAGCGGGCAUUUCAUCAAGUACGUCCUGCAAGACCCCAUCUGGCUGCUGAUGGCAGAGGCCGACGACAGUGUCAGGAUGACAUACCAGCUGCCCUCCCGGGAUCUGGAGACGGUCUUGCAGGAGGACAGAGAGAAGCUCCAGCUGCUGCAGAAGUCCCAGCCCCGGUUCACGGAGGCCCAGAGGCGGGAGCUGUGUGAGGUGCACGCAUGGGUGCAGACGGGCGGCCUGCCCGCGGCCAUUGACGUGGCGGCAUGUGUUUACUGUGAAAGCGAGGAGAAAGGCAGCGUGUGUGUGCCGUAUGAGGAAGACGUCCCCUCCCUGGGACUGAGCGACGCCUUAGACACCAAAGAAAAGAAGGGACACCCCCUGGGUCAGGAGAAGGAAAAGCGGACAUAGCCCAGCGUGAUGGCGACGGUCUCCAAGAGCUGGUGCUUGGGAGACACAGACCUUCACGUUUGUUUCUAAUGAGAUGGACAUGUUUACUUACGUUGCUUUUUUUUGUUUUAGAAAAAAACCAUGUUUCUGAAGGGUGACUUCAGGCUAUGGAGGGGAGGAUUUAGACAAAUACAUUUUCGUAUUUGCAGUAUAAACGUGGAGUUUGGGGGGUGGGUUGAGAUGUGGGAUGCUGUUGAACUUGAGGACGUUGUUCCUCUUUGUGAGUGUCAGGGAGGCAGCUCCAGUGCCUGAGAGCCCCUGACUGGGAUGGCACUUCCGUCCAGUGUGCCAGCCCCUGCCAGCCCCUGCAGGUUGUUCCAAGACACCAGGCAGGCUGUGACAAAUCACUGGGAAGCCGCGUACAGUUCUGAGCUGAAGGCUCCUACUUUCUGAAGCUUUCCCAGGGUCUGUUUGGAUUGGAUCAACUCUCUGCCCUCUCAGGGCCAUUUUUACCUAAGUUGUCAUUAGUCCAGUCAGGUGUUUGCCAGCACUCAUCAGCUGCUCCUGAUCUCCCUCCAGAAUGUUCUCUGAAAACAUGUGCAUCAGCCUAAUUGCACAGCCUUGGCCUUGGGUACUGCAGGGGAAGCCUUUCAGUGUGACACAGCUUUUGUUUGUACUGAGGGAAGUUGAAACGUCGGCUCUGGGUGGACGCAGACUAGGGGUUUGUGUGACCAGUUCCAUCAGAUUAAUGCCGGUGCUGGUGCCGCUGUGCCGGAGCCGAUGUCUGAGGCUCCAACCGAAGGACAAAUGCAGCUGAGUCCCUAAUGCCUUGGCAAAGCCUGGUGUGCAGAGAGCUCUUGGUGAAGACUUGACACUGUUGCUACACGGCUCUUCUCUACACGUUGGCCAUGACAGUCUAAAAAGAGUGCAGGAAUGGUGUAGAAAUGUGCAGAGGGUCUGUGCGGGCUGCACAGCGUCUGCCCUCUGCCCUGGCACCUCCCAGCGCUAUUGGCAUUUAGGUCACCUGAGCCCUUGGGGAGAACGAGGCCACCCUGCCCGGCUUCACCAAACCUCACGCUGCAUCCGACGUACCAGGCACUGUUUGGGAAAGCCUAAUACUAGUCCCUGGUGUGAAGAAUUGCCACCCUUGGCCACCUGACUUACAACUGGCCCAAGUUCCUGAAGCUUGAAAGGCAGCAGGGUAUCCUGUCCUUUGACAGAAGCGGCUGAAAGGUGGGGGCUCCUGUCCACAGCUGGUUUUCACAGUAAACUGCCUCAUGCCUGAAUAUCAAUCCUGUUUCUUAUAAAUGCAAGAACUUUUUUUUUUUUUUGAGACAGGGUCUCCCUGUGUAGUUCAGGCUGGCCUUGAACUCACUAUGUAUCCCAGGCUGGCCUCAAACAUACAGUGAUCCUCCUGCCUCAGCCUCCUGAGUGAAGAAUGCUUUAUUUUUUAAUUUACAAAGCAACAUCACCUGAAGAUGUCCAAGAUAAGGUAGGAGCACACUUUGAUGGAAGUUAGGUGUUAGGGGCUGCUGCCUGCCUCAAGGCCAGAUCUGGAGGGUAGAUUAUAGCCUGAGGUUACACUUACCUUACCUAAAGACCGCUGCCAAAACAUUCUCUCUGCGGUCCUGAAUGUUUGCCCUCAGUGUUGUUUUGUUAUUUAAUGUCUCCUCAUUGAUUGUUAACUGCUAAGAAGCUGACUUAGGUAAUGUUGUGAGUCUGUUUACACGCUGCCAGGCACCGAGUCCUGUUUCCUUUGGCGUGUGUGCUUACCCGGUGUCCUAAAACUCUUUCUCUAUUUCAACUGAGCCUUCUUUUUCAUAUAUUCUUGACAAGAUACGUAAAUAAGCUCUCAGAGUUUGUGUAACGAUUUGUUGAGCCUUGCUGGACAAGUGGUUUGUUUUGUGUGCAAACCAAACUUCCUUCACCCAGUGCAAUAUAUUUGUGUGACUGCUUGUGUCUUUUUAUGACUUUUUUGCCUUUUAGAAAAUUGGUAAAUAAAGCAGGUAUAUUUUUA
Heterocephalus glaber (naked mole-rat) is the source of this 5933-nucleotide messenger RNA. RefSeq names its product period circadian regulator 2 (gene Per2). Gene Ontology annotation, molecular function: transcription corepressor binding; transcription cis-regulatory region binding. Gene Ontology annotation, cellular component: nucleus; cytoplasm. Gene Ontology annotation, biological process: negative regulation of transcription by RNA polymerase II; circadian regulation of gene expression; entrainment of circadian clock by photoperiod. The record is from RefSeq and is a predicted model, not a curated record. Lineage: Eukaryota; Metazoa; Chordata; Mammalia; Rodentia; Bathyergidae.